Messenger RNA from Penicillium canariense, 915 nucleotides. Its product is annotated as phosphatase PAP2 family protein. The record is from RefSeq and is a predicted model, not a curated record. The coding region runs from base 1 to 915 and encodes 304 amino acids. Gene Ontology annotation, molecular function: inositol phosphoceramide synthase activity. Gene Ontology annotation, biological process: inositol phosphoceramide metabolic process; sphingolipid biosynthetic process. NCBI's taxonomy places the organism in Eukaryota, Fungi, Ascomycota, Eurotiomycetes, Eurotiales, Aspergillaceae. The transcript is spliced from 3 exons. Gene Ontology annotation, cellular component: inositol phosphoceramide synthase complex.
AUGGGGAUCCUGAAAGACAUCCUUGAGCCUGGGGCGAUCACGGCUAUAUUCACUCUCGGGGCAUGGAUCGACCGGCACGAGCGUCUGCGCGAUGACGUCGAGAAUGAUAGCCGUAUGCCAUUGUUGAAGGAGGACGACUGUGAGCAAGAGCAAGAUCCAAAUGAGGAAUCCGAAGAGAAUGAAGCAACCAAUGCACCCAAAUGCAGACCUCGACCUUGGCUUCAUUCCCGAGUGCUGGCGCGGUAUCCAUUCGUUCUGGAGAUAGGAAAGCCGAGCACCAUGCAGUUCAGAUUCUAUCACUGGAACAUCACGUCCAUGUUUGAUAUUGAACUCUCCACCCAGCAAUUCAUUCUCACCAACGCCCCAUGGCUAAAUCAUGUUCUCGCCAGCAUCUACUAUUCACAUAUCGUCGUCGGGGUGGGAUUUUUCAUUUACUGCUACACCUGCCUCCCACACAACCGGUAUCAGGCUAUUAGACGCACACUGGCCCUGAUGAACGUUCUCGCCUUCGUGGCACUGUCUAUCUGGCGAUGCAAGCCGCCACGCCUGCUACCCGAAGACUUCGGCUUCGUCGAUGUGCUCCAUCGGGGUAACUCAGGCUCAGCCUGGAUGCGGAACAAGUUCCAGCUGACGAUUGCGGCGAUGCCGUCCUUACACUUUGGGAACUCGGUGUUGAUCGCGUUUUGCUUGGUCGCGUAUAGCCCUUACUCGAUCCUUCGAGUAAUCGCUCCGUUGUGGCCGGUGGUGACGGGGUGGACUGUGGUUGCCACUGCGAAUCAUUUCAUUCUCGACAUGGUGGUUGGUGUCGCGGUGAUUGUCAGUGCGUAUCGUUUCAAUGGAGCGAUGCUAGUGCUGUUGCCUCUCGAGAGGGUGCUGUGUCGGUUGAUACGUUUGGAGAAGCCUCGGUAUGCGUAG